AUCAACCUAGAAAAGAGAGAGGAAAAUGAGGAAAUCACUUGUGCAUUCUUUGGUUUUCAUGUGCCUUUUGAUUCCUUUGGCAGUUGCAGAUUGGAACAUAUUGAAUCAGAAGACAAAGAGAGGAUUGAAGAUCAGCCUGAAGAACUACUGUGAAGCUUGGAGGAUGAAUGUGGAGCUUCAUAACAUUAGAGGUUUUGAAGUUGUGCCUGAAGAAUGCACUGAAUACAUUGGAAAAUACAUGAAGGGUACUCAGUACUCAGUGGAUUCUGAGAGGACAACUGAAGAAUGCCUGCUUUAUGUCAGCACCAGCUGCAAUCUAAUAAAAGAUGGCAAAGAUGCAUGGAUUUUUGACAUUGAUGAUACUUUGCUCUCUACAGUUCCUUAUUACAAGGAUAACCUAUACGGGGGAAAGAAGCUAAAUUUGACAUCAUUGGAGGAGUGGAUGAGCAAGAGCAAGGCAAAAGCUCUUGACAACUCAUUGAAACUUUUCAAUGCACUUAAAUCCAGAGGAAUUCAGAUCAUCUUGAUUUCUUCAAGGAGGGAGCAUCUAAGGUCUGCUACAAUUGACAACCUUGUCAAUGUUGGUUAUUAUGGUUGGACAAGUCUUAUCAUGAGAGCACCUGCUAAUGAGUUAGUAUCAGUACAAAAAUACAAAUCUGAUGUGAGAAAACAACUGGUUAGUAAUGGCUACCGCAUUUGGGGAAUUUUGGGUGAUCAAUACAGCAGCAUUCAAGGGCCUCCAAGCAGCAUAAGAACAUUUAAACUUCCAAAUCCAAUGUACUAUGUUGCCUAAUGUGUUGAUCUAUUUGUAGCUGCAUUAUUUCUUCACCAUUGGAAGCUUCUAUAAGUUGCACCAUUUUAAGGACUAUUGUUAUUAUUAGUUUGCAUCAUGUUCCUUCAGAUCUUGUGCAUUUUCUUUGAAGGGGAAUAAAAGAGGCAAGGGCGAAAGUAUAAAGAUUUUCAUUGCA
Arachis stenosperma is the source of this 968-nucleotide messenger RNA. Its product is annotated as acid phosphatase 1. Gene Ontology annotation, molecular function: acid phosphatase activity. The transcript is spliced from 3 exons. The record is from RefSeq and is a predicted model, not a curated record. The coding region runs from base 26 to 793 and encodes 255 amino acids. NCBI's taxonomy places the organism in Eukaryota, Viridiplantae, Streptophyta, Magnoliopsida, Fabales, Fabaceae.